AUGUCAUCCAACAAUAGCACAAGCAGUUCAUCAGCAAUUCUUCAACUUCAAAACGGUUUUUUUUAUUCCAGUCUUAUCUUAGGAUUUAUUCUAUUCAUUGGUGGUAUAUUAGGUAAUAUUCUUAACAUCAUAGUCUUCGUUAAAGUUGGAAAUUACAAGAAUAAUGCAUGUUCACUUUACAUGUUUGUUCGUACUUUUCUUGAUCUCUACAUUCUUCUUGCUGGUAUGACUACUCGAAUUCUUACUACAGGUUUCCAAAUAGACUUUACUUUGAUGAAUAGAAUUUGGUGUAAAGCGCGCGCAGGUUUUAUCGAUAUUAUUAAUGAAAGUACAUAUACUUUGAUUUGCUUACAAGCUAUUGAUGCUUUCAUGUGUUCUUCUCCAUCAGCUGUUGUCCGACAAAAGAGUAAUAUUCGAAUAGCACGAUAUUUAGUCAUUGGUACUCUUUGUUUUUGGUCUAUUCAUGAGAUACCAUACUUCAUCCUUCAAGAUCUUGUUAUUGUAGGAGGCACUUCCAUGUGCAUCGGAACAAAUACAAUAUUUGCUCAGUAUCGUAGUUAUUUUGUCUAUCUCGGUAUUUUCACCACUAUUCCAAUCACAGUGAUCUCUACUUUUGGCUUUCUCACUGUCCAACAUAUGAAAACUAUCGCUGUAACGAGAACACUUUCUUCUCUAACAAGACAAACAAUUAGCAUGGCAUUAUUUCAAAUAUUUGCUGUAUUACUGUUCAAUGGUCCAUAUACAGCCUGGUCAAUUUACUCAAUUAUUACAGCAAAUGUAGUUAAAGAUACAUAUAGACGAACAGUGGAACAGUUAAUUACUUCAUUUGCUGUUACUUAUGCUUAUGGCCCAUAUGCAAGUUCAUUUUAUUGCUAUUGCUUAUCUAAGAGAUUUCGGAAGCAGUUGGUCGUUUCUCUCAAAGAACUCGUUUGUGGUAUACAUGCGAACCAAGUAUUUCCAAAUACUCAAAAAAGUGGCACUCGUACCUAA
Messenger RNA from Adineta steineri, 990 nucleotides. The record is from the annotation of a GenBank genome assembly. NCBI's taxonomy places the organism in Eukaryota, Metazoa, Rotifera, Eurotatoria, Adinetida, Adinetidae.